This is a messenger RNA of Oryzias latipes (Japanese medaka), 3380 nucleotides long. It is a transcript of the gene cpt1ab, whose product is annotated as carnitine palmitoyltransferase 1Ab (liver). Gene Ontology annotation, biological process: fatty acid metabolic process; carnitine metabolic process. Gene Ontology annotation, cellular component: mitochondrion. Lineage: Eukaryota; Metazoa; Chordata; Actinopteri; Beloniformes; Adrianichthyidae. Gene Ontology annotation, molecular function: carnitine O-palmitoyltransferase activity. The record is from RefSeq and is a predicted model, not a curated record.
GCGGCGCAUGCGCGUGACGCAGCUGGAGGGGAAGUGCUCCUGUCUGCGCCUCAUUCAUGCGGCCGGACGUUAGCAGGUUUAUUAGCGCAGAGGCGGCCGCGGCUCCCCCAGUGAACACCGACAGAGGCUCCGUGACCCCCCCUCAGUAAAAGCCACCAUGGCAGAAGCCCACCAGGCGGUGGCCUUUCAGUUCACAGUCACUCCCGAUGGCAUCGACCUCCACCUGUCCCAUGAGGCCCUGCGGCAGGUCUACCUGUCCGGCCUGCAUUCCUGGAAGAAGAGAUUUGUUCGCUUUAAGAACGGCGUGAUGACCGGCGUGUACCCCGGCAGCCCGGCGGGGUUCAUGGUGGUGGUGGUCUCCUACAUGUCCUACAACAAGUUCAAGCAGCUGGAUCCUUCUCUGGGGCUGAUGGCCCGGCUGGGACAUUACGUCCCCAUCAGUAAAUACAUGUCCACCGACAGCCAGAGGGUAGUGGGGGGGGUUCUGGUCGGCACAGGCGUGUGGGUCACCAUCAUCAUGAUCAUGAGGAACGUCCUGAAGUCUCUGCUGUCGUGGCACGGCUGGAUGGAGGCCCGCCAUGGAACCAUGUCCUGGUCUACAAAGCUGUGGCUGGUUCUCGUGAAGAUCUUCUCGGGCAGGAAGCCGAUGCUUUACAGUUUCCAGAACUCUCUGCCCCGCCUGCCCGUCCCCCCCAUCAAGGACACCUGCAGAAGGUACCUGGAGUCGGUGCGCCCACUGAUGGAUGACGAGCAGUUUCACAGGAUGAAAGGUUUGGCCGAAGACUUUGAGAAGAACCUGGGCCCCCGGCUGCAGUGGUACCUCAAGCUGAAGUCCUGGUGGGCGUCAAACUAUGUCAGUGACUGGUGGGAGGAGUAUAUUUACCUGAGAGGUCGGGGACCAAUCAUGGUCAACAGUAACUACUAUGCCAUGGAUUUCCUCUACGUGUUCCCCACCUCCAUCCAGGCGGCGCGGGCAGGGAACGCCAUCCACGCCAUCAUGCUGUACAGGAGGAGGCUGGACAGAGCGCAGAUCAAACCUAUUUACUUGCUGGCCAACAAGGUUCCUCUGUGCUCUGCUCAAUGGGAGCGAAUGUUUAACACCACCCGCGUCCCGGGCGUGGAGACAGACACGCUGCAGCACGUGAACGAGAGCAAACACAUCGUGGUCUACCACAAGGGGCGCUAUUUCAAGGUGUGGAUGUUUUAUGACGGGCGGCUGCUGCUGCCGCGCGAGAUCGAGCAGCAGAUGGAGAGGAUCCUGGCAGACCAAUCGGAGCCUUUGCCGGGGGAGGAGAAGCUGGCGGCGCUGACCGCGGGGGAGAGGACUCCCUGGGCAAAGUGCCGUGAAACGUACUUCAGCCGUGGGAAGAACAAGCAGUCCCUGGAGGCCGUGGAGAAGGCGGCCUUCGUGGUGACCCUGGACGACACGGAGCAGCGUUACGAUCUGGACAACAAAGUCAAGUCUCUGGACAGCUACGCCAAGUCGCUGCUGCACGGGAAUUGCCAUGACAGGUGGUUCGACAAGUCCUUCAACCUGAUCGUCUUCAAGAACGGCACCAUGGGGCUGAACGCCGAGCACUCGUGGGCCGACGCCCCCAUCGUGGGUCAUCUGUGGGAGCACGUUCUGUCCAUGGACCCCAUCCGGCUGGGCUACGCCGACGACGGCCACUGCCGAGGGAAGCCCCACCCCACCCUGCCCGGCCCCCAGAGGCUGCAGUGGGACAUCCCCGCUGAGUGCCAGGAGGUCAUCGAGUGCUCGCUGUCCGUGGCGCGCGCUCUGGCGGACGACGUGGACUGCCACAUCAUUCCCUUUGAGGAGUUUGGAAAGGGGCUGAUCAAGAAGUGCCGCACCAGCCCGGACGCCUUCAUCCAGAUCGCCCUCCAGCUGGCCCAUUUCAGGGACAAGGGGAAGUUCUGCCUGACCUAUGAGGCCUCCAUGACCCGCCUGUUCCGGGAGGGCCGGACGGAAACCGUGCGCUCGUGCACGGUGGAGACCUGUGACUUCGUCCGCGCCAUGACCCGCGAGGAGACGAGGGAGGAGCGCCUCCGCUUGCUCAAAGUGGCUGCAAGCAAACAUCAGAACCUGUACCGCCUGGCCAUGACGGGACACGGCAUCGACCGCCACCUCUUCUGUCUCUACGUGGUCUCCAAGUACCUGGGCGAGGACUCGUCCUUCCUGAAGGAGGUGCUGUCCGAGCCGUGGAGGCUCUCCACCAGUCAGACGCCUCUGCAGCAGGUGGAGCUGUUUGAUCUGGUCAGGCACCCCGAAUACGUGUCCGCGGGGGGGGGCUUCGGUCCGGUCGCCGACGAUGGUUACGGGGUCUCCUACAUCAUUGUGGGGGAGGAACUCAUCAACUUCCACAUCUCCAGCAAGCGCUCCAGUCCAGAGACGGACUCUCAUCGCUUCGGCUCCAACAUCCGACAGGCCAUGCUGGAUCUUCUGGGCCUUUUCAACCUGGAGCCCAAAGCCAGCGAGUGACGGGCUGUGCGUGCACGAGGCGCCGCGCAGCCGCCGCAGCCGCAGCCGCUGCAGCAGCAGCAGCAGCCGCAGCAGCCGCUCUCGGAGGGUCUCUUUCUUUAGGCUUGUACAGAAUCAGUGGGUGGGGGUGGGAGGAUGUGAAGCUAAUCGUAUUUCAGAAUCAAUGCUGGUGUGCGUCUCUCUAGGCAGAGCCGGCCUGCAGUCCAGGUGUUGCACCGAUCAGAGUCUGUUUCAGGUGCCUUAGUGACAAACCCAGGAGGGUUCCAAUCUGGCGUCACGUCAGAGUUUGCUCACUAGCAUGGAGCCACGACGGAGGAGCGUUUCAUGGUUCUCCUCUUUGGUCUGUGCUGCUGGAGGCCGCUGCUCCACUUGGACAGAGGUCACACUAGGGUCAUUUCAGUAGUUGGCAUAGCAACGGUUGGGUGGGAGUUCAUCACUGCUGUGCACUCCUUGGACAAACCGGGAAGAUCCACUUUGGCAGCUUCAGUGUCGCCCGGGGGAAGCUGCUGGGGGGCCGGGAGGUCCCGCACUGCCUGGUUGGGGUUCGGUUCCUCGUGGCCGCCACGCCAGCGUCUCCUUCAGUGACGUUUAGGAACGGCAGCCGUCAGUCCAUCCUAUUUAUUUAUAGUUUCUUCUUCUGGGUCUGAAUUCCUACAUUUAACAGCUGAAUGUGACGACAAUAAAAGUUAAUUUAAGUUUGAUCUCUAGAUGAAAAUGCUCGUUUGGUUGUCGGUUUGCUGCCUGUGGUUUGACUUUUAUCUGCGUAGAUCUGAUUUUUACACUGCUGCAUGUUUUAAAGAUGAAGCUGUAAAUGUUUGCCUGUAAUUUAAAGAAGACGAGCAGCAGAUGAACCAAACCUUUUAACAAUAAACUCCAUGUCCAGCAGCCACAUGCGGCGCCA